Molecule: messenger RNA, 2058 nt
Organism: Symbiodinium necroappetens
Lineage: Eukaryota; Dinophyceae; Suessiales; Symbiodiniaceae
Source: the annotation of a GenBank genome assembly
AUGGCAGCUUCUGGCUGGCUGACAGGAAGACUUCGCGAUCUGGCGGAGCUUGGCCAUGGGGAUGGACGAGCUGAGCUGAUCGCGAAGCUUUAUCAGAAGAUAUCAUUUGUGGAUAGCUGCUUCCUCGGCAAGAAGUCAUUAUUCGAUGAAAUAGCCGUCGACGAGAAGAGCUGGGAGGAAGCAAUCGAUGCACAUCGAGCAGAGGCUGCCAAACAAUUGGUUCCGCUGAGACCCAGGGUCUUUCAGAUGCUGAGCGAGGCACCGGUGCAGGUGCAGAUGGAUGAGGCCGAGUCGCAGAGCAGCCGAAGCCCACCGAGCUCCAGCAAGAAGGAGCACAUCAGCACGGAGGUUGUUUACCUCAAGUCCGAAGUGGUCCGUGGUGUUUUGCAGCUGCACAAGGUGAGCCAGGCUCUCGAGGGCUACAAGGUUUUGCUUCGUGCUGAGGAAAUAUGGGGUGUGGCGAGAAGAUCCCGGCUCUUCUCCAACUACUGCUCCAAGCUGCAGGAUCAGCUUAGAUAUCGCACAAGCCUGGAAAGUCAACGUGGAGGUCUGCUGGAGAUCUCCGGCGGUUUCGUCUGUUUGCGAAGCUGGCGACGAUUUCUGGAGACAUCUGAUAUGAUGAAGAGGUGGCGGAACCAUUCCAAAGUGCUCUCGAAACAGGAGCACGACAUCGAGACAGGCAUUCGAUUGGCUGCUGCAGCUUGGUUCAUCUUACGCCAGCCACAUCAAGAGAUGUUCAAGGACCAAGUGACCUGGGGCAGGCUUCAAAGACGCCUGCUCCACACGCUGAGCCAGGCAGCCGAAAGGGAGACGCUGAGCAUCGCUAUGCCAGAUAUGCCUCCGUUGCAGCCCGAUCACAACUUCCACCCGGCAAGCAAGAUGCUUCGCUGGAUGGGAGAUUACUUCGUGGAGAUUGCAAACCUCGGUCCCAGCUCGCCAUCGACAGAUUCAUAUCUCGGGGCGGCGGCUUCUGUGCAAGCAAUAUGGACCUCUUCGGAUUUCAUGCUGCGAUACACCCGCCGAACUGAAGAGGAUCUGACGGAGGCCUUGAAACUGAUGAAAUUCAAAUCUGUGGGGCUGAUUUGUGAUGCUUCUCCGAAAGCCAAGAUGGAUGCUGCUCGCUUGCAAGGUUCAUUGUUUCGGAUUUCUCGUUUCGAUAUUAGUCAUGUUUUCUGUGAUUGUCCCGAUCGACAGAUUUGGCUUCCGAUCCUCGUGAUGCCCGAAACGAUCGGCCUCGGGACCCUGCAGCGGCUGAGUGCUUUGCUGGCUUCGACUGCAAGCCACGACGAGAAGAUGAAAGCGGCCGCCCUGAUAUCUGAUUCUCGAACAAUGAGUGUGCUCGGCGAGAUGCAGAAGAAAGAUAACAAAAAACAGCUGAAGCUUGGGCCGAAAGCCCUCAACAAGAUCAAACAGGAGAGAUUGGCAUCGAGGCAAGAGCUGAAAGCGGUGGUGAAUAUUCUCAGCCACGUUGGGCUGGACAUGGAUGCCUUCUAUCCGAAGCAGCCUUUGCUUCCUCGAGGAAGCAAUGAGGCGAGACACGUUCACCAAAUCGGCUCCGAGAACUGUUGCUUUGUUUACGACAAAGACAGCGGCGACAGCCGGUGGGACGUGCCGAUGCACUCCGCAUCGGAGGAUGUCCGACUUGUGUUAUGUGCCGAUCAGGGAUCACCUUUGUACUCCUGUUUUCAGUACCUGGCUUUUGCUGGGUUGAACGUGUGGCUGAUCCGGGAUGAGCUGCAUGACAAUGCUAUGUGGGUGGCUCUUUCGGGCGCGGAAAUCACCCUGGAAUACGCGAAACCCGAUGACCUGUUGAUGCAAAUGUUUCAGCGAGAUAUUCUCAAGGAGAACGACUACGAGGAAACCUCAGACGAGACGCUGAACUUCAACAGGGUCAUGGAAAUCCUCGGCAAGGUCUUGACGAGCGAGGAGAUGUUCUCCCUCUUCCGUGUGGCUCGCCUCGUCCUCGAUCCCUUCAGGGAGUUGUGUGUGGAGCUUGCCUUGAGUUCCAGCGGUCUGGGCAUGAUCCCAGACAUUGCCGCCGGAGCCGGAGCAGACCAG